UCACGCUCUCACCUCGACACGCCGCCAUUCGAGCUCAUAGCUCUAAUUCGGUGAACGUUUGAUACAUUUGUUAUCGUCCUCGUGCUGUCGCAUUUGCAGCAUUUCUAAGACGCACAACAAUGCGCACGACCGCCCUCCUCCUCCUCGCCUGCGCAAGAAGGAGCACCCACGCGACGACGCUCGCCGGAGCGCGCUGCGCCACCGGCGUCGCGCUCGCCGCCGACAGCCGCGCCACGGAGGGCACGGUCAUUGCCGACUCCAAGUGCGACAAAUUACACGAGCUCGCGGAGAACGUUUAUGCCGCGGGGUGUGGCGGAGCCGCCGACGCCGACGAUGUUGCCAGAUUGGUCGCUUUGGAGCUGCGCACGGAGCACCUGCGGCGCACGAUGAGCAGCACGGCUCCGACGAAAAAUCGAGGACUAGUAGUAGCGGCGAAAUCCGGCAUCGUGGCGCGGCUGCGGUCGGCGCCCCUGGGCUGCGCCUUUAUUGUUGGAGGCUGCGAUUCUGAACCGUCAUUGUAUCGCGUCGAGGGCGACGGCUCCGCGACCGCGUCCCAGUUCGCGACGAUGGGCUCUGGCCAGAUGGCAGCGGCGGCGGUCCUCGAGGCGUCUCUCUUGAGACAGGCGGAGCCGUCGCCGGAAGUUGUGAUCGAGGCCGUGCGUCGUGCCGUCGAGGCGGGCAUCCGGGGCGACACGGGCUCGGGCGGCCACGUCGACGUCGUCUUCAUCGGGGAGGAGGAGACGAGGCGGUACCGGUUCGCGGCGCGGCCCUAGUCUUAUUAAAUUUGUGUGGUCGUUA
Molecule: messenger RNA, 798 nt
Organism: Pelagomonas calceolata
Lineage: Eukaryota; Pelagophyceae; Pelagomonadales; Pelagomonadaceae
Source: the annotation of a GenBank genome assembly